Messenger RNA from Eimeria necatrix, 1740 nucleotides. RefSeq lists its product as hypothetical. Lineage: Eukaryota; Apicomplexa; Conoidasida; Eucoccidiorida; Eimeriidae. The transcript is spliced from 2 exons. The record is from RefSeq and is a predicted model, not a curated record. Gene Ontology annotation, molecular function: hexosyltransferase activity. The coding region runs from base 1 to 1740 and encodes 579 amino acids. Gene Ontology annotation, cellular component: membrane.
AUGAACACCCGCAGCGACAGCAGCAGCAGAAGCAGCAGCAGCAAAAACAGGGGCAGCAGCAGCAAUGAGCGCAGCAGCAACAGCAGCAGGGGCAGCUGCAGCCAGCGCUCCACUGCUGCGGACAGCAGCAGCAGCAGCAGCAGCAGAAGCAGCAGCAGCGACAGCGACGGGCCCCCAGCUGCUGCAGCAGCAGCAGCUGCUGUUCCUUUGCGCAGCAAGAAGCCGCUGGCAGCAAAUUCGGAAAUCUGCGGGCGUCCCUUCCACCGGCUGCGGCUGACCGCCUUGCUGCUGCUGCUGCUGCUGCUGCUCGUGCUGCAGCAGCAGCAGCAGCAGCAGCAGCAGCAAGAGGAGCAGCAGCAAGAGCAGCAGCCACCCGAGCAGCAGCAGCAUUUCCUGCAUGAGGCCCCCUAUGGGGGCCCCCCAAAGCUGCGCAGCACCGCUCGCCAGGCAGCAGCAGCAGCAGCAGCUGCUGCUGCUGCUGCAGCAGAGGAAAACGACAGACUGGAUAGCUUCGAGGACGACUCCGUGGCAGACGCAGCAGCAGCAGCUUACCAAGCAGCAGCAGCAGCAGCAGCAGCAGCAGCAGCAGCAGCAGCAGCAGCAGCAGCACGCGGCGGAAGUCCAGAAGUGCCCCCGGGCGUGUCUCCAGUGCAAAGCUGGCAGAUCCUCACCUACCCCCGCAUUGCCGACUGCAGCAGCAGCAGCAGCAGCAGCAUCAGCAGCAGCAGCAGCAGCAGCAGCAGCAGCAGCAGCAGCUCUUUUGUGCUGCUGGCCAUAUACACGCGGGCCACCGAAUUUGAACUAAGAGACUUCAUUAGGAGACACUGGGGCCGUUCGGGGCGUGUGGGGUCGAUGGGGGUGCAGCGGGUGUUUGUGGUUUGUGCUGCUGCUGCUGCUGCUGCUGCUGCUGCAGUUGCUGCGGAAGCAGCAGCAGCAGGGGACGUGCUGCUGCUGUCGGUCCCCGACAGCUACUCCUCCUUAGCAGCAAAAACCCUCACCGUGCUGCAGUGGCAAGCAGCAGCAUGUCCUGCUGCUUCCUUCUUGCUGAAGGUGGACGGGGACGUGCUGCUGCAGCAGCGGCGGCAGCUGCUGCUGCUGCUGCAGCAGCUGCAGCAGCAGCAGCAGCAGCAGCCCCUGCUGCUCGGGGACCUCAAAGAGGGGCCCUUUGGGGGCCUCGCGCAGCGCAGCAAAUCAAAUAAAAGCCACCAGCCUUUAGAUAUAUAUCCUUACAGUUACUACCCCAGUUAUGUGUUGGGGGGGAUGUACAUUUUGUCUGCUGCUGCUGCUGCUGCUGCAGCAGCAGCAGCAGCACAGCUGCCCGAAGUCUUCAACGAAGACACACUUGUGGGCCUGGCUCUCCGCCUCUUCGGCGUUGCGCCGCAGCAGCUGCCGCUGCCGCUGCAGUUUUUUAGCAAGCCCAACCCGCUCGAGCAGCAGCAGCCUGCUGCUGCUGCUGCUGCUGCUGCUGCUGCUGCUGCAGCAGCAGCAGCAGAGCCCGGGGAAGACCCCGAGGAGCACCGCCACUUCUGCUACCUCGCCAGAUUUGCUGCUGUUCAUUCUGUGUCUCUUUUUACUCUCAAGAGAUACUACAAAUGGAGGCAGCAGGGGGGACACACGCGCUGCAGCAGCUGCGGCAGCAGCAGCAGCAGCGGCUACAGCAGCUGCUGCUGCUGCACGAGCAGGGCCUGCAGCUACAACAGCACUCGCAACUGCAGCAGCAGCAGCAAGUGCUGCCCGUAG